AUGGCAUCUUCUGGAAACAGGCCUGGAAGGCCUGGGGGAAGGCGUGAGUUUCGACAAUUGCUGUCAGCAUUGAGAGAGCAGCACCCGGAUUCCGAUCCAGAGCCAGAAGUGCAGAACGUUGUACGUGCAAGGGAGGUGCUCAAGGAGGUGAGGCUCCAAAAGCUGGGCUCCAAGAAGGGUGUCGGCAUCGAUGAGGACGGUGCAUGGAUGCGAGUUUCCAAUUUGGCUGUGGGGUCUGAGCUUCAGCAAAGGCUCUUACGUGGUGUUCAUGAGUUGCAGCUUGCAAGGCAAAAAGCACUGACGAAGUUCCAAGAGCUGUACCGGAUGCUUUUCAAGACACGGCGCCCGGUUGCUAGCAUGGUUGCAGAGUCCAAGUCCUUGGAGGCUGAUCGCUUUGAGUUGGCUGCCGGCUUGCAGCAAGCUGCCUGCUUCCUCAUCCUUUUCAGUGCUUUCCUAAUUGGUGUCAUGCUGAUUCAUAUCGCUGCCAUGGUCCGUGUGGAUGGUUGCCCUUAUGUAGCAUUGCUGCUACAGAUCCGACGAAAGUAUGACGAAACACCAUCAAAGAUCUGUGUCAGCUUUCGCAAGAACGACAAGACAAAUGAGAAAGAACAGAAUGCAACUGCUAAGGUUAUGCAGUCUCGGAUCGAAAUGUCCGUUCUGCUUAAAGACACACGGACAGGGAAGUAUUGCUACAUGGACUGGCUGCUCCCGACCUGGUUGCAAGCAUUGGAUAGAACAACAGCACUCAACACGAAGAAGGUGCAGGAUGACUUACUGUCUGCCAUACCUGGCCUGCGAGAUUCGAGUAAGGCCUUUCGGCUGCUGGUGCAUCAAGUUUGCACCGACCGGUACUCGGCCAAUGUGGCUGCGGAAAACAUGAUGUCUGCGGAGCUUCCGCCGCAUGGAGCGACCUCGCAUUACUUUUGCGACGUUCAUAAAGUCGCCUUGAUAGAAGGCAGGUGCAUGCGAUUCGUGUCUGGGCACGUGUCUGCGCUGAUCAGUGCUGCCCUGGCGCUCAGCGAAAGUGGUUGCCUCCGGCGUCUGCGUAAAUCGCUCGAGGCCGUUCUCCAGCAGAAGCUGAAAGUUCGUGCAGGUGUGCCACCUCGAGACGACUACAAUGGCCGCUACAGAGAAGCUAUCCUAGAUGCUUUCCUUCCAGUUCCCCCGCGAGGCAGCAGGAAUGCAAAGAAGCUUGUGCAGAAGAAAAGAUGCAUUUUCUCGUAUUUCCUGAACGAUGACCUCCAGGACACAGACAGUGUAAGCUUUUGGACACCUCAUUGGUCGGUUUCGCGUGCUACCGUUCUGGAAGCAAUGACACGGCAUCUGAUCCCAGUUCUUCUUCCUCACAAGCCACCAAUGUUUUUCAGAUCCAAAUGGACUGGCUUCGAACAUUCUUACGAGUAUUUUGGCCUGCUCGCGCUGACCCACGGGCUUCUUCGAGACAUCGUUGCUCAUUUUUUCACAGCUGAGGUGCCUGCUGCACCCUCUGCAGCAGGGACUGCCGAUGCCCAGGCAGUCGCUGAUGAUCCAGGUGACGAUGAAGUUGGAGAUGGGGCAAAUGCCCAGGCUGGAGAUGUAAAGGACGACCCCCAGCUUCAGGCGUUGACGGGCGACAUAGACUGGAAAGUCUUGAACAUCAGAAUGCGUGAGAGAUUCCGCCUAUGGGUCGAGUCGAGCCCGGGCGCGGUCCUGCUCCUGAUGGCAUUGGUGCUGCGGCCACUGCUAAACCUAGUGCAUCGCCUUUUGACAAAGAGCUCAAAGCUCUGGGAGUCAGAAGAGCGGGCGAAGCAGGCGAGAGGCCAGCCACGCACCUAUGCGGUGCUGGAAGCUGCUCGUGGGACGGAUCUCAGAUGCUAUCGCACAGAAGCAGACCGUGUGUUCAACACCGAAAUCAUCGGCAUCCAUCGCUCAGAUUUUCUGCUGAAACACCAGGCACUGGCAUUCCGGAUGUUAUCUUCGACUACCUGCGGGGCUGAGUUUUACUUGGGCACAUCCUGGAGAUCCUUCCCUGUCCAGAUCUUUCAGUGCCUCGAUGGUGGGAAGGGUUUGGGGGCAGUGAAAAAGUGCUUGCUCUGCCCACUUUCAAGGCUGCUUCUCGAGCACUUCCCUGCUGAGGACGAACUGUCACCGUCCGCUGAUUUCAUGCAUGUCGUGCGAGCCCUGGCCUGCAAAUUCAGCCUAGAUAUCUCUGAUCUUGAAUCGAGACAUGCGACCACAAGGCGAAUUCACACAAUUCGUUCUGUGCAAGCAAAGCGGUCCCAGCUGACAAUGGUGUCUGCAGAUUGGGCGUGCAGAACCAAUGCCACAAACCGUUCGGAAGUUCUGAUGCAAGAGACCGAGUGCCAGACAAAGAGCAAGGAAAAGGUCGACGACAAGCAGGGGUUUCACCGUGCGAAUCCUUGGUAUGCCUUUGUGAGCGACGAGUGCGAAGGGAAGAUCGCCAGUGCAGGUGUCAACAUGAAAAGCCUCAGCCAGAAAUUCCGGUCUUUGGAUUCCGACACGAAGGACCGCUAUACAGAGAGAGCUGCGAUGUCCAAGCUUGCUGCUGAACGGAACUUGAAGGCCCCAGCCGAGCGUGUGCGAAGUACUAGCAGCAAUGCUUUAGUUGCUGCAGACGCUGUGGAGCAAGACUUGCAACAUUCAUUGGACCUUGUGAAACAGGAUAUCAGUCAACAGGACUCGGAGUUGAAGCAGCAUGAAGAAUCUGUGAGAACUGCUCUGCUGGCGUACAAGGAUGAAUCAGUUGUGUUCGAUGACAUCGUUUCGGAGUGUGUGUUUUUGCAAGAGCCCUCCUUUCCAGCUCUUGUUGGCCUCGAUGGCAGAACUCUGCACAUUCGAGCAGAUGAUUUUGGAGAGGUUCUUUUGAGUCGGGGUGAGCGAAGCCAAGUAAGAGCUGCUUUGCGUACAGAAUGGGAGCGACUUCACAAUCUUUACAUCCACGAUGAGCAAGCAGAAUCAUUCAUAGUGCUUCGCUUGACCCACACCAAGAUUUCUGCCGACGACAGUGCUUUUGGCUUUCUAGAUCGUUCUUGGUCGGAGAUGGCCCUGCGAGCGUUGGGUUCCACGGCCGAAGCAGAUGACGAAACAACGAUGUGGUUGCAUGUGGGCCAUACGAAUUUAAGCACAUGGAGAAUGGCUUUUCUGGAGCUGGAACCUGAUCAGGAGCCACGAACAGAUGGCUUGCAGCGCUUGAACGUCAGUCGGCCUUACAAAGCUGCGGAAUCCUUGAUUCAUUUCGCCAACGGAUUGAAUUUCAAUCUGAGCUGGACUGUCACAGCCUUUGUCAUGGUGUCCGAUGACCGUUGGCUGACUGUGCCGGAGAUGGUUCCGAACUGGGUUCUGGUUCGAGAGCUGGAGUCGGUGCCCAGUUUUUGCGUUUGGCAGGGUUGGGAGCUUGAACAGGAAAAAAUCAAAGCAGAAGCUCUUGCCAAAGAACAGGGUCGCAAGAGAGGAGGGCGUGCCACCUCAGAGCCCCAAGCAAAACGUGCAAGAGGCCUUCCUGUUGGUGCCAGUGCUGCCAGCGGUGCUGCAACUUUGGAAGGUGCGGUUGAGGCCGAGGCACCUGUGGCUGAGGAAGCUGCCGAGCAACCCGAAGGCGGCCUUGGCGGACUGUUUGAGUCCCGUGAGCCUGAUUUCUUGGAGGAGUCGCUUCAGGAUCCCCAAGUGGAAGAAGAUGCCAGGCGAGCUGAGCUGGAACGGCAAGACGAGCUUCUCAAAGACUUCAUUGAGGGUCGUGCUAGUGACUGCGAGGACAAGCCAAGUGAAUCUGGCUCUGAUGAGGAUGAUGUCCUGGCUCAGCUCGAAGCAUUCUUUGAGGAAGGUGAGACAACAGAGGCUGCAAGUGCAGCCCACCCCCGGCACGAACCUGGACCAGGAACUGAAGUCGCUUCUGGGCCCGAUGCUGGGAUUGCUGAGCCAGCCUCUGGCUCCGGCAACGUGGAGACUGUCGCACGUCGACGACCACAGCCAACCACAGUUGUGGUGCUACCGGGCCUUGGUGAGAUCAGGUACAACACCGAGCAGCGCAAUUUCGUUGCAGUUUGCAAAAAGCCCGAGCAUGCAUCUUCCGAGGAAGCUGAGUGCAAGAAAACAAGAACUGUCAAUCCCACCAAGCGUGGGUUUGCCAAUCCAGGCCAGGGCAGGCCCUUGGGCCUUUUGGUUGCUUGGUUGCGGCAAGCAAGUGACUGUGCGUGUUCCAAAGAUCACAAGGAUGGCAUUGUCAAGGUGACAAAAGCUGACCGAAAGGCUGCCAGGCAGUUCUUCUAUGAGAAUUGUGCAGGGGCCAGAAGCAUCGCUGAAUAUGAGCGUGCAAAGGACGAUGGCGAAUCGUCUGAGCCAGAGGUCAUCAAGUGA
Molecule: messenger RNA, 4353 nt
Organism: Symbiodinium sp. CCMP2592
Lineage: Eukaryota; Dinophyceae; Suessiales; Symbiodiniaceae
Source: the annotation of a GenBank genome assembly